This is a messenger RNA of Salmo salar (Atlantic salmon), 7050 nucleotides long. Lineage: Eukaryota; Metazoa; Chordata; Actinopteri; Salmoniformes; Salmonidae. The record is from RefSeq and is a predicted model, not a curated record.
AUGGCGAGGAGAGUCCGCUUCCACUACACCCCCACCUCCUCUACCCCCACCCCCACCCUCACCCUCACUCCUGCCCUCAACGUCCAGCAGGGAGGCGAGGAAAGGCGGUACCAUGACGGAGAGGUGAGGGUUCUCAUACCGGCUCCAUUUUACCGGGAACACAACCCCCCGAGACGGCACUGCCACGACAUCGGCUUCCCUGAUGAUGAUGAUGAUGAGGAUGAGGAAGAGGAGGGAUGCAGCAACACAUGGAGUCCAGGGCCGGAGGAGGAAGAGGAGGAGGAGGAAGGGGAGGAGGAAGGUGCAGGAGGAGCCGUAGACCCAGUGGAUCUGGUGUCUGAAGAGGAAGAGCAGCAGCCAUAUCCAGCCCUCGCCCCCGUAGUCUUCUUCUGCGUCAAACAGACGACACGUCCUCGCAGCUGGUGUCUACGCACGGUCUGUAACCCGUGGUUCGAGCACGUGUCCAUGAUGGUGAUCCUCCUGAACUGUGUGACUUUGGGGUUGUACCAACCCUGUGAAGACGUCACCUGUCAGGCAGAGUGGUGCCUCGUGCUACAGGUGUUUGAUGACUGUAUCUUUGCGUUUUUCGCGGUGGAGAUGGUCGUUAAGAUGGUGGCUCUGGGGAUCUUCGGUUCUAAGUGUUACCUUGGCGACACCUGGAACCGACUGGACUUCUUCAUCGUCAUGGCAGGGAUGAUGGAGUAUUCUCUAGACGGACACAACGCUAGUCUGUCAGCUAUCAGAACCGUGCGAGUGCUUCGGCCGCUGCGGGCUAUCAACAGAGUCCCUAGUAUGCGUAUCUUGGUAACUCUGCUCCUAGACACUCUCCCCAUGCUGGGUAACGUCCUGCUCCUCUGUUUCUUCGUCUUCUUCAUCUUCGGCAUCGUCGGCGUGCAGCUGUGGGCGGGGCUACUGAGAAACAGGUGCUUCAUGGGAGAAGACUUCAGAACGCUCUAUAACCUGUCGUUAAGUGUGUACUACCAGCCGGAGGAGGGAGAGGAGGACCCCUUCAUCUGCUCAGCAAUUCGGGAGAACGGAAUGUUGCGUUGCCAUGACGUCCCGCCCUACAGCGAGGGAGGGGCUGAGUGCUCACUGCCCGCGCCCUCUCUCGGCGGGGAGGGCGGGGCCAGAGACGGCUGUGUGAACUGGAACCAGUACUAUAACGUCUGUCGGCCCGGCAACGUCAACCCUCACAAAGGAGCGGUGAACUUUGACAACAUAGCCUACGCCUGGAUAGCCAUCUUCCAGGUGAUAACUCUGGAAGGCUGGGUGGACAUCAUGUACUACGUUAUGGAUGCCCACUCCUUCUACAAUUUUAUAUAUUUUAUACUGCUCAUCAUAGUGGGCUCUUUCUUCAUGAUCAACCUGUGCCUGGUAGUCAUAGCGACCCAGUUUGCGGAGACGAAGCAGCGCGAGAACGCGUUGAUGCGUGAGCAGCGAGCUCGUUACAUGUCCAACGACAGCACUCUGGCCAGCUACAGAGAACCGGGAUCCUGCUAUGAGGAGAUGCUGAGAUAUGUUUCGCACCUCUACCGCAAACUGACCCGACGAGUACAACGUCUGUACACUACCUGGCACAGUAAACGUCGUAAGAAGGUAAACCCUGACGGAGGAGGAAGCGGUCCGGGGAUCGCUCGCAGAGCGUCCGGAAACGUCCCCUGGCUCCGCCCCGUACACAACCUUCUGCAGCAUCACCAGCGUCACCACUGUCGGCAUAGCAACGGAGGACACACGCCCGUAGCAACAGGUGGGGAGGAGCUGGAGAUGAGGUCACUUCCUGUCCCGGGUCGUGACCCCUCUGUGACCCCUGGGCUGGGGUCGUCUCUCCAGGGUCGUCUGAACGGAGGGAUGAAGCUACCCCACCAUCCUGCCCUCCUUCGUCUGCAGCUACCCCCCGCUCCACCCCACACACCCCCACAAGACCCUCCCCACAAACCCCCCACAACCCCCACAACGCCUCCCCACAAACCCCCCACAACCCCCUCCCCACACACCCCCACAGCCCUCUCCCCACACACCCCCCACAGCACCCUCUCCACACAAGCCCCCCAACACACUCCCCACACACCCCCACAGCACCCUCUCCACACAAGCCCCCAACCCCCUCCCUACACACCCCCACAGCCUCCUCCCCACACAGCCCUCGCCUCUCUCAGAAAUCAGCCCGGACCCCCCUCAGCAAGCUACACCAACUCAUGGGACAGCACAGCCGCCCUCGGCUGCUGUACCAGCUGGCUGGCGUGGUGCCCUCCCCGACUCCUCCUGGGAGCUGGUGAGCUGUCCGCUGGUAGCCGCAGCCCAGAGGGCCUGGAGCCGGGACCUGAGCGACCUGGAGUGGUUCUAGGGGGAGAGGCCCACACCCUGCACGCACUCCCCCCAGGGAGGGGAGGGGUCGUAUAUGCCAUGGGAGGCUGGCAGGCGCAAGGUGGGCUGGGCUCGGUGGAGUUGACUGACAUCUUGGAGAUCAGUAACAUCGUGUUCACCUGCAUGUUCCUCCUGGAGAUGGUGUUCAAGCUGCUGGCCUUCCGAGCCUCUUCGAGCUACAUCCAAGAACCCUACAACAUCUUCGACGGCAUCCAUCGUCAUCAUGUGUCCCGGAGAUCAUUGGACAGGCGGACGGCGGUUUGUCCGUGGCGGACGUUCCGUCUGCUUCGUGUCCAGCUCGUCAGGUUCCUUCCUGCCCUACGCAGACAGCUGGUGGUUCUGAUGAAGACUAUGGACAACGUGGCCACCUUCUGCACACUACUGAUGCUCUUCAUCUUCACCUUCAGUAUCCUCGGCAUGCACCUGUUUGGAUGUAAAUUCAACCUGCAGAUGGAGAAUGGAGACACCAUCCCAGACCGCAAGAACUUUGACUCCUUACUCUGGGCCAUCGUUACUGUGUUCCAGAUCCUGACUCAGGAGGACUGGAAUGUGGUCCUGUAUAACGGCAUGGCCUCCACCUCUCCCCUCUCGCUGCUCUCUACUUUGUUUAUAGGGUUCUUACAAGGGGAUGCCAACCGGGCGGACUCUGACGACGACAAGAGGUCUGAUGACGAUGGGGAGGAAGAGGAGAAGAAGAAGGCUGGAGAGCUGAAAGACACAGCUGAAGAUGUAUUCUCUGAUGAUGACGCCAACGGUCACGCGGAACGCGACACUCUGGCCCCUCCCAUAACGAUCACGCGCACGCGCGCGCCCAGGAGCUCAUUGGGCCCCCGAUCCGUCCCGGGAGACGGGCUGGUGUGCGGAGAUGUGUGUUCAGGGAUGGACUGCGGGGUUCUCGUCGCCGCGGCAGCACUGCUGCUUCCCCCCGGCCAGCACUCUCGCCCUCCCCUCCUAGAGGUCAGAGUUCAGUCAGUAGGUGGGGCAGCAGAAGGUCAAGUUGGAACAGCCUCAAACACACCCCCAGCCUCAACCGCGCCCCCAGCCUCAACCGCGCCCCCAGCCUCAACCGCGCCCCCAGCCUCAAACGAGCAAAACCAGCGGCGAGAGGGAGAGUCUCCUCUCAGGGGUGGGAGGAGGAGGGGAGGAGGAGGAAGGGUCCUUAGAGCUGCUGCAGGUGUCCUCUCUGGGCCCGUCGGUAACAGGGGAGUCCGGGGGACUGUAACGGGAGGAAGUCUUCAUCACAUGACCUACGACCCCAACAAGGACAACCUUUCGCCUGACGAUGACAUGGAGGAGGACAACCUGUGGUUCCGGGUCAGGAGAACGCUGGAGCGACACAAGCCACGCUGGUGUAGAGAACAUAAAGACUGGAACCUUUACCUGUUCUCCCCUCAGAACUCGUUCCGUGUGUGGGCUAAGGGGAUGAUCUCUCAUAAGAUGUUUGAUCACGUGGUCCUGAUCUUCAUCUUCCUCAACUGCAUCACCAUCGCUCUGGAGAGACCCGGCAUACAGCCGCACAGCACCGAGCGAGUGUUUCUGACUGUCUCCAACUACGUGUUCACUGUCAUCUUCCUGGCUGAGAUGACUGUCAAGAUCGUAGCGUUGGGGUUCUGCUGGGGUAAACAGAGCUACCUGAAGAGCAGCUGGAAUGUUCUGGAUGGGAUCCUGGUGUUUGUCUCUAUGGUGGACAUCCUGGUGUCUCUGGCCUUGACCGGAGGGAACCGCAUCCUGGGAAUCCUCAGAGUACUACGACUGCUACGCACACUACGACCUCUCAGGGUGAUCAGUCGAGCCCCAGGGCUGAAGCUGGUCGUAGAGACUCUGAUCACGUCUCUGAGACCCAUCGGAAAUAUCGUCCUCAUCUGCUGCGCUUUCUUCACCGUGUUUGGAAUACUGGGAGUACAGCUGUUCAAGGGUAAAUUCUACCUCUGCGAAGGCCUGGACACCAGGAACAUCACCACCAAGUCAGACUGUCUGCUGGCCAACUACCGCUGGACACGGAGAAAAUACAACUCCGACAACCUGGGACAGGCGCUGAUGUCUCUGUUCGUGCUGUCCUGUAAGGAUGGAUGGGUCAACAUCAUGUAUGAUGGCCUGGAUGCAGUGGGAGUAGACAAGCAGCCGGUGAGGAACCAUAACCCGUGGAUGCUCCUCUACUUCAUCUCCUUCCUCCUCAUCGUCAGUUUCUUCGUCCUCAACAUGUUCGUGGGUGUGGUCGUGGAGAACUUCCACAAGUGUCGACAGGACCAGGAAGAGGAGGAGCAGCGUCUACGGGAAGAGAAGAGGCUCAGAAUCCUGGAGAAAAAGCGCAGGAGUAAGGAGAAGGAUGGGUCCGAGGCCCAACAGAGACCUUACUAUGCAGACUACUCCCCGGUUCGUCUCACCAUCCACACGUUGUGCACCAGCCACUACCUGGACCUCUUCAUCACCGUCAUCAUCGGCAUCAACGUCGUCACCAUGAGCAUGGAGCAUUACAACCAGCCACAGUAUCUGGAGGAAGCUCUGAAGUACUGUAACUACUUGUUUACCUGUAUCUUCAUCAUCGAGACCCUGCUGAAACUAGUGGCCUUCGGACUGCACAGGUUUUUCAAGGACAGGUGGAACCAGCUGGACCUGGCCAUAGUGCUGCUGUCCAUCAUGGGCAUCACUCUGGAGGAGCUGAAAAUGAACGCAUCAUUACCCAUCAACCCCACCAUCAUCAGGAUCAUGAGAGUCCUGAGGAUCGCUCGAGUGUUGAAGCUGUUGAAGCUGGCUACAGGGAUGAGAGCUCUACUGGACACGGUCAUGCAGGCCUUGCCGCAGGUGGGGAAUCUGGGUCUCCUCUUCAUGUUGCUGUUCUUCAUCUACGCAGCGCUGGGAGUAGAGCUGUUUGGGAAACUGGAGUGUAAGGACAGUAAUCCGUGCGAGGGUCUGAGUCGCCACGCUACCUUUGAGAACUUUGGGAUGGCUUUCCUCACGCUGUUCAGAGUUUCUACUGGGGACAACUGGAACGGAAUCAUGAAGGACACGCUGCGUGAGUGUCUCCCAGAGGAGCGCUCCUGUCUGACCUACCUUCCCCUGAUGUCUCCAGUGUACUUCGUGACCUUCGUCCUCAUGGCCCAGUUCGUGCUGGUGAACGUGGUGGUGGCGGUGCUGAUGAAACACCUGGAGGAGAGCAACAAGGAGGCCAAGGAGGACGCCGAGAUGGACGCCGAGAUCGCGCUGGAGAUGGAGAGGCUAGACGUCUUAGCUCCGCCUCAACGCGGGGCCACGCGCCCACACUCACCUGGUCAGGAGGAGGAGGGUCAGUGCAGCCAGGAGGAGGAGCUUCUGUCGCCAAGGAAGAUGUCCGUAUCCAGGAUGCAUUCUCUCCCUAACGACAGCUACAUGUUUCCUCCUGUACGACCUGCUAGCGCCCCCUACCCUCUACAGGAACACACCAGCCCCCAGUACCAAGCCUCAGGCUGUGUAACAUCUGCGCAUUCCCAGCCAUGUGAAGACCAGGCUGUACUGUCCAGCCUCUCUCACCCUGGUCCCCCUCACAUCGCCCCGCCAAGGCCCUCGCCCAGGGGGCUGCGCAGACAGCUGGCUGUGAAGCUGGACUCAGUGGAAGUUCGGAGUGUCGCCUCAGUAGAGAGACAGGACCCCGUCUCAACCCUCCCCUCUCUCCCCCUGUCCCUCUCCCUGCUCUCCCCCCGCCCCCCCUCUCCCCCCUUCCUCUCGGACCCCGCCGACGAGGAGGUGUGGCACAUCACCAGCUCAGCGCGCCAUUGGUGGGACGGACAUGGAAGUGGGCGGUGUCACUCCCUCUCCCCUUACGCCUCCCCUGACUCCCCCUCUUCACUGAGGAGCCGAGGGAGCGCGCUCAGUCUGCUGGGGGCAGGGCUAAAAGGUCACGACCCGAGGAAGGGCUUCAGCGUAGACACCCAGGGCUUCCUGGAUAAACCCCGUUGUCCUGACGACCAGCGACGACACUCCAUCGAGAUCUGCCCGUCCCCGCCGGAGGAGGAAGAGGAAGAGAGGUCAGAGGUUAGAGGUCGCAGGAAGAAGAGGAUGAGCCCGCCCUGCAUCUCGAUCCACCCACCAUGUGACUCAGCGGGCCACGCCCCCUCGGAGCCGCAGGCGGACUGCAACCCGCUGCUGAGACGCAGAACCCCAUCCUACGACGUCGCCGAAGCACACACUCCUACGCACAGGCUAACGCCGACACACACACCUACACACACACCGACUAACACACACACACUCAUACAGACUCUCCCUCAAGCAGUAACGCACACCCCGUCUCACACACACACCCCGUCUCACACACACACCCCGUCUCACACACACACCCCGUCUCACACACACACCCAUCCCCUGAACUCCGACACUAGACCUUCCUCUCUCUACGGUGACUACAUGCCCCUCCCACAGUUCACCUUCGACCAACCGGAGCACAGAUACACGAGUGGCAUGUCCGCUGGCCUAUCGAGUAAUGAACCGGACACAAGUCCCUCGCACUUUAGCAGCAGGCCGGGGUUUAGCUCGAUGAACAGGAGAACUGCCCAAUGAGAGCAGAGCCCGGUACUGUAGUAGGAGAGGGAUUCGUCAGAAAGACUAAACCCCAUCCAGAGGGUGUGGCCUGAUCUGGACAGUGACCGGUUGGGGGGGGGGAGAGGGAGAUGGGGAGAGAGAGAUGGGGAGAGAGAGAGAGGGAGAUGGGGG